This is a messenger RNA of Aspergillus melleus, 681 nucleotides long. It is a transcript of the gene cwc21, whose product is annotated as U2-type spliceosomal complex subunit CWC21. The transcript has a single exon. The record is from RefSeq and is a predicted model, not a curated record. Bases 1 to 681 code for a protein of 226 amino acids. NCBI's taxonomy places the organism in Eukaryota, Fungi, Ascomycota, Eurotiomycetes, Eurotiales, Aspergillaceae.
AUGUCCUCAAACGUCGGCCUCUCGACCCCCCGCGGAAGCGGAACAUCGGGGUACGUGCAACGCAACUUCGCAUUCAUGAAGCCGCGCACGGCGGGCUACGGGGCGCCGUAUCCGCCUGUCUCAUCGGGCGCGAAUGCCACGGACCCCGGACGGCCUUUUAAGCAGAGGAUGCCGGAUCGGCAGAUCUUGGAGCAUGAUCGGAGGAGGGCGGUUGAGGUUAAGGUGAUGGAGGAGAGGGAGAGGUUGGAGGAGGUGAAUGAGCGGUUGGAGGAGGAGAUGGAGGGGAAGGAGGAUGGCGAUGAGGGUGUCGACAAAAAGGGGGAGGAGGAGGGAAAGGAGAAGGAGAGGAUCCUAACGGACGAAGAAAUCGACGAGCGAUGCGAGGCUUUGCGCGAGAAACUACUGAAAGAGCUCGAGGCGGACGAGGCGCGGGAACAACAGCGCGGGCAGCAGCAGCCGGCGUCGAGGAAAGGGUGGGGACGCGAUUUGCCGCCGAAGGAGAGGCGCCAGUUCAAGUCUUAUCAGGUGCAUGAGCAGGCGGAGGCGAAGAUUGAAGAGAGCGAGCGGUUGCGCAGGGCGUUGGGGAUUAGGGAGGAUCGGGAGACGGGGGAGUUGUCGAGUGGGUUCCGGAGACGGGAUUCGGAGGGGAGGAAGAGGGAGGGAGAUCGUGAGAGGUAUUGA